UGUAAACACCAACAUGGCGGCUGCCGAGGACGGAGCCUACUAUGGAACAUGGAGGAUUGUGGAAUGCGUGUCUUUAACGGGAACAGUGGAAACCACAGGAAUCGAAGGGACAGAAUUCCAGCUGGAUGAAAGUGGGGAUGUUUCGUGGAAGGUGUCUGAGGAUGCAGAACCCAUGCCUUUCUUUAACUGUGAAACAUAUGAGGUGACUCCUGGGGCAGGUACUGAUCCUGCUGUGCUCAAGUUCAUAUGGACGUUUGAAGGACAUGUCAUUGAGUUCAGGGUGGAGGUGGCUGAUGACUUGAUGCUGUUGACAUAUGAGAGGUGUUGUAUGCUGCAGUGCCAGAAGGUGUCAUCCAAUGACCCUAAAGAUGAUGUGCCGUUCUCAUUCCUCAGUGCAAUGGAGGAAGGUUACUUCUCAGAACUCAGCAUAAGAGCUGAUUCUGGAAGAGAGUUCAAGGUCCACCAGGUCUUGCUGCAACUGAGUGCCCCCGAGAUGGACUGGCUGCGGUCCCCUCCCCCACUGACUGGACUGCGGGAGGACGUCCUCCAGGCCACCCUACACUACCUGUACUCGGAGUGUCUACCCAGGGGGCUGUCCGAGGACACGGCCAAGGCCUGCAUCAAAUCUGUUGGAAAACUGCCGGGCUUCUCCAGAUUCUCAGAUCUCUGUGAUACGUUUCUAAAAAAUACAGCACUUAAAGAACAAAUCACCAACCUCAUAUCAGAUAUGCAUGGGUGUGCUGACAAGAUCAUAGAACUGUUCAGUGUUAAAGGAGGUGUGGGCGAGGGGCACCUGUCAGUGGACUCCAGUCUCAUGUCCAACCCAGCCAAGCUGUGUUAUACUGUCAGACAGGGCCUGAAGGAGGCAGCAGUUGCCUGUGCCAAACUGCUGAUCCUUUGUGACCUCUUCUCAAAGAGGAAAGGAGAGCUGUCGAGAGAAGAGAGACAUGAAAUAAUGAAGUAUGCCAAGUCAAGGUUACCAGUAUUUAUGAACCAGCUCCACAAGUUCCUGGAGGUCAUCAAGCAACACACAUCCAGUCUCAGUGCUCCCCAGAGGAACGAGAUCGCCACCUACCUUGUGCCUGAGCUUGAGACAACACUGGACCUGAUCUUCCGCUUCGCUGUGGAGACCAAGGAUGCCCUUGACAAGGUCAUCACCUCCAGCAACACGUCCGAGAAGUCAGAAAAAUCAGACAAACAUAAAAAGGGGCAUGUUGGAGACGUGUUAGGAAAGGCACUAAAAAAUGCAUUGCACAUGAAAGAGCUCAAGAAACUGAAGAACUUCCAUGACAGGACAUCAGCCAGCUUCACACAUCUAAUGCAGAAGAAAGAAAACUUUGGUAUGAUGACACAUGGAGAGAAAGUGAGGUCAGUCUCAAAAAACCUGGAACAAGUAAUUGAUGAGGUGCCCUUCUUCCUGGUGCGUCUUGAGGAGCUAAUGGCGGCCUUGGAUGAAAAGGUCACAUGGAGAGAGUGGAAAUAUCUGUUCAAACUUGGCACAUCAAAAGUUGCCUGGGGUCUCGGCAAAGUGUUGGCCAACAAGUCCACUCUGCAGCAUCUCAUCGACCAAGCCUGUGACAUUGCCAACCGGGACCAGUUCACAGCGUCACUGGCAUCCCUGGGUUUGACGUCACCGGAUGCCAGUCAGGACAGCAGCGGGGCAGGGGGAGGUAGACAGAGUCACGGACCCACAAAGUAUGCUCAGCUCAGCUCAAUAGAAUCCCUAUGCAUCCCCCCGUAUGCCCGAGACAGCCGGACAGCCAAGAGGGCGCUGGAACUGCUACGUAAAGGAGAAAAGACCGAUAUGACCUUUGAAAUAGAGGUUGUGCAUGAGGGUGGAGACAUUGUGAUUGACCACACACAUGGGGGGGAGCCAGUGGAGAGGACAGAUGAGGGGGAGGUGGAAGUGAAGGAGGUGCGAGCUCACUGCGUCAUCAUCGCAGCACGGUGCGACUGGUUCCGUCGAGCACUUCUUAGUGGCAUGAAGGAGUCUAUACACAAAAAAAUUACAGUUCAUGAUACAAAUCCUGUGCUAUUCCAACUGUUCUUGGAGUAUUUAUAUAGCGGCCAGUUGGAGACAAACGAGUUGUCAACAGAAGAGCUGGCUGAUAUGACCACCCUCUGUGAUAGAUAUGAGAUGGACAGCCUCAAGUCAGUGUGUGAACAUGCUCUGAAACACCACAUUGAUGAUGAGACAGCCCUAUACCUGCUCAGCCUGGCUGACCAACUGCACUGUAAAUACCUCAGAGAGACGUCCUUGCAUUACAUCAGUGAGCACCAAGGCCUAGCGGACAGCGAGGUCUUCGAGGAUCUGCCUGAACAUCUUCAGGCUGAGGUUGAGGACGCCAUUGCCUGGCAUGGCCUGGAGCCGCGGACAGCUCGGUUACGUGCCGGACCCAUGGUGGACACACCCAGCUCUAUGUCCAGUGUGAGUGAGGUGGAUGAGCUGAUGACCAACAUAGAUCUCAUGGACAGGCCCCAUGACUUAUCCACCUCAAGUUCCUCUGAAGAUUUACCAUUUAUGGAGGAUCCAUCACGCCUAGAGUCCUGCCUGGAUGCUCUACGUGACAUCGUUGGUGACACAGUGCCACAAGAUGAACUCGUCCGCAUAGCAAUGGCUGCCGACUAUGAUACAAACCGAGCACUUAAUUUCUUCUUCUCUUCAUAGCACAGGGAGUCUUUUAGUAUAUUGUGUAAUAUAGGUUAAUUUAUAUGAAAUAUUUGACUGAGAUGUAAAGUCAAAGUAUCUCUACUGCAGUUCAAGUGGUGCUUUCCAAUUGGUGAGACGUCCUGACAUCUUGGACAUUGUUCUUCCUCUAGGAUAUCUUGACACAUAACUGUUAUAGCUUGUAAAAUCAGCCAGUCUCUGUGGGCCUCUGUACAAUCCUAUACAACAUGAUAUACAACACCUUACAGCAUGAUACCACAUUAUACAACCUGAUAUAAUUAUGUACAACAUAAUACAUCCUACAUGUUAUACCACUAUGCAAACUCAUACGACACUGUACAACAUGCUUGUAACAUUGUAUAACAUUGUACAGCAUGUUACAAUAUGUGCUGUAACACUGUGUAACAUUGUAUAACAUUGUACAGCAUGUAACAUCGUACAGUGUGUCACAACUAUACAACAUUCUGUAACAGUGUACACUGUUACAACUAUACAACAUUCUGUAACAGUGUACAGUGUUACAACUAUACAACAUUCUGUAACACAAUACAACUUGAAUCAACUCUGUACUGCAUGCUACAAGACUACACAUACACUGAGUCACUAGCAUCAUGGCCAGAUACACUGACCAGUAUACAGUACAUUUAUAGGAGUUUCUCUGUGUGAUAUAUCUAAAUGCUUUGCCAGAUAUCGGCUUAAUUUGUUCUAAGACUGAUUCCUGGUUCCCAGGUUUUCUGUUACGCCCAUGCAAAUUAAGCAAAGGGGCUAUCCAAAAUUGUUAAAAUUCUUUUUUAAACACUGAAAAAAUAAUAUCCACCCUGCUUAUGAAAGAAUAUUGAAAGCUGUAUUAUAUAUGUCAGUAUAUGACUAAUGCAAGUGUACCAAUGUCAGAAGUACCAUGCGGUGCAGAGUUGUGUCCCUUCCCUAUACCAUACUUGGAAAUGUAACAGUAAAGUGACAUGGAAUGGUGACUCAUGUCUCAGAUCUAAAGUUACUUCUAUAAAAACACUUACAUCUACAACUUGCAGUGCAGCAGAAGUGAGGCAAUUUACAACACUAGGCAAACAAAAUAUGACGACAAUACAUGCCCACUGAGGCGUUAUUUAGCAGAUCUUGUUAAUCGGAAGAGGUAAUUACCUAAUUACCAAGCUUUUUUCUUUGUUACAUGAGUGCCCUUAAAAAUAUUAGGGCAAAGAAAUUGCCUUGAUCAUUAAGGUUAAUUAACAAUUCCCUUCUUUUAUUGAAAUAUUCCAUUGGUUUGAAACAUGGUACUUCAGGAUCUAGGAAUUUGUUUGUGUGACCUGUAGAUAAUUGUUGUAGACAAGUUAUGAAAACAUGUAAAUUUUGUGGCAGUGUUUGUUCAAUUUUGGGCUCCUGUUUUGUGAAACUUUUUCAAAAACAACAAUGGUCUUUAGUUAACAGAUUACUGAAACAAUACAGGAACAAUAUCCAUAUCAUUGCUGUGUUUCAAUGUUGACCUAGGAAUCAUUCAUUAUGCAUUUUCGUGUAUCUUAUGUUGCGUUCAACCAGUACCCAUGGCUGUUUCUAUGGUACUAGCUGUCUAAAGUCUUGCCUAAGUAUUAAAGAACCUUGCUAUACAAAUAUUAUUUAUCGAUUUAUCUUUCAAAUGUUCUUCAAGUUAGUAUUUUCUUGUCAUUAUUUUCUGAAGAAUUUCAUAUUUCUUUUAGAGGUGUUGAAUGUAAUUUAUGUGAUAAAAUGGUGAUAUUUAUUACUACAAAAGAAAAGCUAUUUAUUAUUGAAUGAAUGUGGUUAGUCUUCGUUUACCAGUGUACUGUUGACUAUCAAACGUGAUAGUUGUGAGAGAAUGUUUCUCUUUUUCAUAUAUGUAUUAAAUGCAUGGCUUGAAAAGCAAAAAAUCUUUUUCCGUUUUUUCAUAUAAUCUACAUUUAUAUCAAUAUUGAGUAUUUUAUUUUGGAUUAAACAAGUACUUUUAUGUCAUACUUGCAUUUAUUUGUAUUUAAAACGUAAAUGAUUUUCAGCAUCGGUCAUGCUUCCUCACUUCUUUUAUUUAUUGUUAUAACAUUUUCAGCUUAUCAUUACUGCUGAAUACUACCUGUCAACAGGUACAAAAUAUAUUUAAAAGUUACAAUUCUAAAUAUUAAAAAAUUUUGACCAGGAAGUGAAAUUUUGUUGAAUAUUUUGUUUAAAACGUUCUUUAGAAAUAGAAUUAAUACUCACACACUCUUUUGACUCAAGGUUCACUUGAGGUAUAUUUUGGAAUAUACAACAGCAGUGGGUUUUUUCCCCUUUCAUUGGGUAUUAUGGAUAUUCUUUUAUUCUAAUAUUCUCAAACUGAUUUAUGGACGAUAUACGUGUCCAAGGUGUAUUUUGUAAUGGAUAGAUGUUGUAACAAAGGUUUCCCUUCACUGAGUGUCCUGCAUUUGUUUUAAUUGUAUUAAUAACAAAAUGUUUUUAUUAGUUUUGAUUUUAUUCAGUGGCAAGCAUAAAGCAAGUUCUCUUGGUAUAUUUAGAGGCUUGAGAGUCAUUUGUUUCAUUUGUUUGCUUAUAACCUGAUUACAAUAAGAUUUACACAGCAAUCGGUUCUUGAAUGCGUACCAUCAUGAGAUCUCAGCCAUAAGUAAGGUCUAAGGUCUCAAAUGUGAUGAAAAUAGUUUCAUAAUAACAGUGUACCAUAUUUCCCCAGUUAAACAUGGGGCUUGAAUAACGGGGGGGUUCAAUUAAUUGCUUCAUAGUUUUUUGCUUGGAAUUCUCUGUUACUAUCUUUCUGACUAAAGGGAUUGAGAGUGUCCCAAAGUAGUAUAGGUCUGACCCUUAAUCAGGGAAAUAUGAUAUGUUGAGGUAAAGUUAUCCAGUGGUUUUGAAUCUGGGAAAGGAAAUCCUGUGAACAGAUUUGUCUAAAGGUCAACACAUAAUUACUGUACUGGGUUCCCAAAUCUGCAUUGAUUGACGAGACUUCAUCAUUUCUAGCGGAAGUCUAAUAACAGUCUCCUGGAAACUAAUCCAUAAAGCGAAGUCAUAGUUUCCUAGCAAAUUGCCCGAUGAUAGAAAAAUAUCCUGAACAUUAUCCUUCUUGUGCUUGAUACACAUCAUUUGUGAUUUUUCACUUAUAUGCUGGUGGUAGAACAUUAAGCAACACCUAAUAUUAUCAAUAUUUUCAGGUAUAUAUCUUGUACACUUUGUGAAAGUGCCAAGGUUACUUACUUUUAGAACAGGGGCUGUGGGGUAGCCUAGUGGUUAAAGCGUUGGCUCGUCACGCCGAAGACCCGGGUUCGAUUCCCCACAUGGGCACAAUGUGUUAAGCCCAUUUCUGGUGUCCCCUGCCGUGAUAUUGCUGGAAUAUUGCUAAAAGCGGCGUAAAACUAAACUCAGUCAGUCAGUCAGUACUUUUAGAACAUGUAUUAAUGAAUUUCUUGAAUGUUCAUCUUUUGACUAAUGAAUGAACACAGAUAUCCCAAAUCAUACGAGUUUCUUAGCUUUAAGACAGUUAUCAACCCAUGGAAGCAUUCCUGAUGUUUGUGGCACAUUGCAAGAUUAUAUGUUGCUUAACAUUUGACCAUGAGUAUAAAUUAAACAUUAUGCUAAUCAUUCCACACUAACUGACUGUCUUAUUAGCCUUGAAGUCAUUAAACUCUUGAUGGAAAAAAACUGUGAUUAUUUCAAGAACCUGAACAGGCAUUACAUAAUUCAAUAUUGCUAUUUAGGGAUCAUAAGUUAAGACAUCUUUGUGUGUAGCAUUAAUAUGAUUCAGUCCUGAGGAUUGAUGUAAAUCAAAAGUCUAUGUAAGUAGAAUUGUUGUUACAAAGCUUAUUUCAGAUUUGUUCAGGAUCAUAUCCCUUGAACAUAUUUUAAUCAAAUCCCCAACAUCCAUUGGUAUUGAAACAUAUUUCAUAUUACCAAUAAAUCCGCUGUUACAGCAUAUUUUUGGAACUCAGUUCAUCCUGAAAUCAUUGCUAAAAUCCAUAUUCUCCAUUUGUUUGUACCACUUAAUUUUGAAUAAGGUUGUGUUAUUCUCUGUUAGUUUCCAUCUCCUCAAAGUGAAUAUGUACAAUACGGAGAAUUUCUGACAGUAGAAACAGUUGUCUCAACCUACUAAGCUCAUCACAGCCUAUGCCGCAGGUAGUCCUUGGGAGGAUGAGGCCAUUCACGGCAGUUCAAGGCAGUGAUCACACAGGUUAUGCACUUGCAAUGCUAUUUACACCUACUUCAAGUAACAGUGUAAAUGUUUUUGUACAUUACUGUACAUAAGCAACAUAUUGUAUAUACUGCAGUUUUGUACAGAUUUACUAUUUCUAGAGAGAGUUUCAGUAUGAAAGUGCACUUAGCACUGGGCAGAGAACUACAUUCUAAAGAUUGCUUGUUGACUACAAACACAUGAAAUAAGUACAUCCGCUUGAAGCAGCAGCAGUAAUGGUUGAUACAUCUGUGAUGGUACUACUUGCCCAGUGUUAUCGAGCAUAUCUUGACAUGGAUAUGGUUCAUUCCCUACAGCUGAGGCCAGAGAAUGGUGGACAAGACUGAUGUGCAAUCAUUGUAUUAAAUACUUAAGCAAA
Molecule: messenger RNA, 7200 nt
Organism: Haliotis rubra (blacklip abalone)
Lineage: Eukaryota; Metazoa; Mollusca; Gastropoda; Lepetellida; Haliotidae
Biological process (GO): regulation of proteolysis; proteasome-mediated ubiquitin-dependent protein catabolic process
Cellular component (GO): cytoplasm
Molecular function (GO): ubiquitin protein ligase binding
Source: RefSeq, a predicted model, not a curated record